AUGAGGCCGCGGGUGGUCAACGCGAUUAGGUGGCGGUACAACAAGCUUGAGCAAGACAAUAUUUGGUAUUAUAUCAAAGGCGACGAGGUCAUGUAUGCGGCAUGGAGCAGGGCGUUUCUGAAUAAGAGGUUGGGCGAUUUAAGCUUUAGUCGAAUGUACGCAGAGACGCUGUUGCAAGGGCCUUCUUCGGAGGGCGACGACGACAACAACGAUAACGAUGACGAUGAAGAAAAAGGUGGUGAAGCAAGGCUAGUGAGGAACGAGGAUGAGGACACAGUGAGGCCGGAAGAUUCGAUAUCAAACGUUGAGAUGGGUCGACUGCUCGCGAUUCCAAAGCAUAAUUCUGGUUCAUUGGAGGUCCUGUCGUCUGAAGUGAUCCGCCAGCUGAUACUGCGUGGAGCGGAAAACCUCAUGGAGUUCAAGUGGCACAUCAGUUUUCAGGAACACGGCGUCCCGGCAGCAGGGAUAUGGCGACAAGGAGAGAGGUUGUGGGAGCAAGCACAAGAGCAACAAAGUGAGGCAACUGGUGAUAUUGCCGAUCUGUAG
Molecule: messenger RNA, 546 nt
Organism: Colletotrichum graminicola M1.001
Lineage: Eukaryota; Fungi; Ascomycota; Sordariomycetes; Glomerellales; Glomerellaceae
Exons: 1
Coding region: 1-546 (181 amino acids)
Source: RefSeq, a predicted model, not a curated record